AUGGGAGCAGGCCGUUUCUCUCUCGCCCAUGGGCGGCGACGUGAGUUCCUCUCGCGCAGUCGCGAACAAUUAACGCGCGGGGCGGCGUGGUCGGUGCGCGGCGCGACGUGCCACGUCACUAUAAUGUGGUUAGUCAGUGAGCGUCGGGGCCGAGCCGACGGCGACGGUGACGGCACGGAACACGAGGUUAGAAGCGCGGGAGAGCCGCGCUGGUCGCUUAGCCAACGAGCCGGCCACAGCACGGUGGAGUUCAAGAGCUCGGCGUGCGCGGGGGCCGUGGAGCCACCCGCGCCGCCUCUCGCCGCGCUGCCGGACCCUCAGCAGUUCAACAUAUUCCCGGCUUUCUUUAGCCGCCAACUCAACUUUAGCGGCAGUAGUGGCUGCGGCCAAGGUUCCAAAAUUAUGGAAGAGUUACGGCCAAAUCUAGUAGGAGGUCUCUUAGGGGUUCCCGGCCUCCUGGACGAACAUCAGCCAGACGCAAAAUAUUUGCCAUCUGGUGGUGAAAGCAAAUAUACGCCAGAUAAAGGGCGGAAGUGUAGCAAUGCGUCUAGUUCCUCGGCGGAGGAAUUUGGUGGACUGUAUGGCGGAGAGCACGCAGCUACACCGCCUGCACCACCACUAAGCCGUUCGUUGCAGGACAACACAGGUACGUAUCAGACUUGUACUUAG
This is a messenger RNA of Arctia plantaginis, 669 nucleotides long. Lineage: Eukaryota; Metazoa; Arthropoda; Insecta; Lepidoptera; Erebidae. The record is from the annotation of a GenBank genome assembly.